Messenger RNA from Hibiscus syriacus, 4028 nucleotides. Its product is annotated as phytosulfokine receptor 2-like. Gene Ontology annotation, biological process: protein phosphorylation. Bases 650 to 3805 code for a protein of 1051 amino acids. The transcript has 3 exons. NCBI's taxonomy places the organism in Eukaryota, Viridiplantae, Streptophyta, Magnoliopsida, Malvales, Malvaceae. The record is from RefSeq and is a predicted model, not a curated record. Gene Ontology annotation, molecular function: protein binding; protein kinase activity; ATP binding.
GUUUCUUUGUUUCUUGUUUUGUUUUGUCCAAUAAAAUAUUGAUUCUCUCCCUCUCUAAGGAACUUUCCUUUCCUUUCUUCUUUCUUCUUUUUCCCUAAAUUUUUUAUUUAAUUUUGAUUUGAAAUGUCUUCCUCUUUAAGAUAUGUCGUAUUCUUUUGCUUUGAAAAUCAAAAUCAGAGAGUGAAAGAAUUGGUUUUGAAAUUAGUCUGUUAAGUGACCCUUUUUUAGAAGAAAAAAAGUUGGUCAGUGUUGCAUUAUUAAUUCGAGUGUUGGGUUCUUAGUAAACUAUUACUUCAACAACAAGUGAAGCUACAAAGAGUUAUAGAUAGCAAGCUUUAGGCUUCUCAGCUUCCCCCCCCCCUUUUCUUUGUUGCUGGUUUUUCGGUAUUGGGAUCUGAUUUUCCUUUUCUUUUUUAGUUCAAGAGAUUCGAUCUUUGCUACUAUUUUAAGUUACUGAUUUACUUGGAAGGUGCUUAUCUGAAGCGGGUUUCUCUCAUUAUUCUCGAAGAAGUGCUGCUUUUUGUUAAAAAUCUGGGCUUCUGGCAAGUGUUUGUUGGGAUUGUAGAUUUCAUUAUAAUUUUCCAUUGUUGUUAGCUUCAUUUCCCAGUUGCCAAGUUGAGUUAUUUUGCUGGAUAUGUGAGCAAGUAAAAUGGCGGUGUUGGGGUUUAAUCUAAUGAGUUUCCUUAAUUGGGUGUUCUUGGCUUGCUUUAUCUGUACAUCACUGAGCCUCGAAUCCUCAGACCAAGCUUGUGAUCCAAAUGAUCUGUUGGCAUUGAAAGAAUUUGCUGGGAACCUCACAGAAGGGUCCAUCAUCAAUUCAUGGUAUAAUGAAUCUGAUUGCUGCCAAUGGGAUGGUGUUGUUUGUGGGAAAAUGAGAAACGUUUCAGCUUCUAAUCGAGUUACUGGCUUGACUCUACCUAGAAGGGGUCUAAGAGGGAAAAUUUCGAUCUCUUUGGCCAGAUUAGAUCGGCUUAAAAGGCUCGAUCUUUCUUUAAAUCAUCUGACGGGUGUUUUGCCUUUGGAGCUUUCGAAUUUGAAGCAGCUUGAGUUCCUUGAUUUGAGCUACAAUUUGCUGUCUGGACUGGUUUCUAAACCAGUUUUUGGUUUGAUAUCGAUUCAGUGGCUGAAUAUUUCAAGCAAUUUAUUCAACGGAGACCUGUCUGAGCUUGGACGGUUUCCGGAUGUCGCUGUGUUCAACUUGAGCAACAAUUCGUUUACAGGCCGACUUGGUUCUGGAAUCUGUAGUUACUCCAAACGGAUUCAGGUUCUUGAUUUAUCGAUGAAUCACUUGGUGGGGAGUAUUGAAGGCCUAAGCAAUUGCAGUAUAUCUCUACAUCAGUUGCAUUUGGACUAUAAUUCACUGUCAGGUGAUCUUCCCGACUCUUUGUACUCUAUGUCCUCGUUGGAGCGGCUCUCGAUCACUGGGAACAAUUUCUCUGGACAACUGAGCAUCAAAUUGAGUAAGCUCUCGAGGCUUAAAUACUUGGCUAUUUCUGCAAACCACUUUUCUGGUAGUAUUCCUGAUGUUUUUGGCAAUCUUGUACAAUUGGAGCUGUUUUGUGCACAAUCGAAUUUGUUUUCGGGUCCAUUGCCAUCAUCCCUGUCACUGUGCUCGAAGCUUCAUGUGCUUGAUCUCCGGAACAAUUCAUUAACCGGUCCUCUUGAUCUUGAUUUCACUGGACUGCCUAAUCUUUCUUUACUUGAUCUUGCUACCAACCACUUUGCCGGUCCUCUUCCUGCUUUGCUGUCCAAUUGUAAAGAGCUGCAGGUUUUGAGCCUGGCAAAGAACGAAUUCAGUGGCCGGAUCCCUGAGAGCUUUGCCAAUCUCAGAUCACUUGUGUUUCUCUCACUGUCGAAUAAUAGUUUUGUCGAUUUAUCGGGGGCUUUAUCUGUGCUGCAGCAAUGCAAAAACCUUACCAUUCUUAUCCUCACAAAGAAUUUAUAUGGAGAUGAAAUUCCCCGAAAUGUAAGUGGGUUUGAGAGCUUGGCGGUCUUGGCACUUGGAAAUUGUGCUUUGAAAGGUCAAAUACCAGAUUGGCUGUCCGGUUGCAAGAAGCUCGAAGUUUUAGAUUUGUCAUGGAAUCACUUAAAUGGCAGUAUCCCGAGUUGGAUUGGUCAGAUGGAGAAUUUGUUUUACUUGGACUUCUCAAAUAACUCUCUCACCGGAGAAAUCCCGAAGAGUUUGAUACAGCUAAAGACCCUGGUUUCUUCAAAUUCGAGCUUAGCCACUCUUUCGUCCUCUGCCGGGAUCCCCCUCUAUGUAAAGCGAAAUCAGAGUGCUAGCGGACUUAAAUACAACCAGCUUUCAAGUUUCCCCCCAUCAUUAUUUUUGAGCAAUAAUAGAUUGAAUGGGACAAUUUUCCCUGAAAUCGGGGUGUUAGAGCAGCUCCAUGUCUUUGAUAUAAGCCGGAAUAACAUCACCGGUGUCAUCCCUGCUUCCAUUUCCAACAUGAAGAACUUGGAGAUUUUAGAUUUGUCGAACAAUGACUUGCACGGGACAAUCCCACAGUCGUUUGCGGAGCUCACAUUUUUGUCAAAAUUUAGCGUGGCGAAUAAUCACUUGCAGGGUGUGAUUCCUUCCGGUGGACAGUUUUAUAGCUUUCCGAGCUCAAGCUUUGAGGGAAACCCUGGACUUUGUGGGAAAAUAGUGUCUCCUUGUCAUGUUAUGGACAAUAUGCUCAAGCCAGCUAUCCCUUCUGGCUCAAACAACAAAUUCGGUCGAAGCAGCAUUCUCGGAAUAACGAUCAGUGUAGGAGUUGGGAUAUUGUUGCUUCUUGCUAUCGUUCUUCUUAGAAUGUCGAGGAGGGAUGUGGGUUAUCAAAUCGAUAAUUUAGAUGAGGAACUCAGCAGGUCACACCGGUUAUCUGAAGCUAUUGGUUCAUCGAAGUUGAUUCUCUUCCAAAGUUCGAACUGCAAGGAGCUCACUGUUACGGACUUGUUAAAGUCUACAAACAAUUUUAAUCAAGCGAACAUAAUUGGUUGCGGUGGCUUUGGACUGGUUUACAAGGCCUACCUUCCGGAUGGUACAAACGCCGCAGUCAAGAGACUUUCCGGUGAUUGUGGCCAGAUGGAACGUGAAUUCCGAGCUGAAGUUGAAGCUCUUUCGAGAGCUCAGCACAUGAACCUUGUUUCUCUUCAAGGUUAUUGUAAGCACGGGAACGACAGAUUAUUGAUUUACUCUUAUAUGGAGAAUGGAAGCUUGGAUUAUUGGUUGCACGAGUGUGUCGAUGGAUCGUCGGUUCUCAAAUGGGAUGUGAGACUCAAGAUAGCUCAAGGAGCAGCUCGUGGGCUGGCGUACUUGCACAAGGUUUGCGAACCACAUAUCGUUCAUAGAGACGUGAAAUCUAGCAACAUACUUCUAGACGAAAAAUUCGAAGCACAUUUAGCGGAUUUCGGUCUCUCAAGGCUACUUCGCCCGUACGAUACCCAUGUCACAACAGAUUUGGUCGGAACAUUGGGUUACAUUCCUCCAGAGUACAGCCAGACGCUGACCGCAACCUGCAGAGGAGAUGUUUACAGUUUCGGAGUCGUUCUUCUCGAACUUCUUACAAGUAGAAGGCCCGUGGAAGUAUGCAAAGGAAAAAACUGCCGGGAUUUGGUGUCGUGGGUGUUUCAGAUGAAAGCCGAGAAACGAGAGUCCGAGAUUAUAGAUUCAUCAUUAUGGGACAAGGAUCUCGAAACACCACUAUUAGAAAUGCUCGAAAUCGCCUGCAAAUGCUUAGACCAGGAUCCGAGGCGAAGACCCUUGAUCGAUGAAGUUGUUUCAGGGCUGAAUAGCAUCGGAAACGAGGCUGUUCGACAAUGAAAACUCCGUCGAGUUGUUUACUCUUUGAAAAUCUUAGCCGGGAGGGUAUACCUGUAAAGCAGAAAUCAUCGAAGUUUGGAAGGAUUACUGACCAAAUCACUUUGAUUUGUCCCAAAAAAAAACCUUAUGCCAUUGUGUACUAACGUUCGAGAGUUUGUAUACAUGUGAUGUUUAAGCCAUUUCUUCUAUCUGCAAUAAGCAAUUAUAGAAUAUCUAAUUAUCA